Messenger RNA from Salarias fasciatus (jewelled blenny), 3122 nucleotides. Its product is annotated as secretory carrier-associated membrane protein 1. The coding region runs from base 170 to 1189 and encodes 339 amino acids. Gene Ontology annotation, biological process: protein transport. The record is from RefSeq and is a predicted model, not a curated record. NCBI's taxonomy places the organism in Eukaryota, Metazoa, Chordata, Actinopteri, Blenniiformes, Blenniidae. Gene Ontology annotation, cellular component: recycling endosome membrane; trans-Golgi network membrane. The transcript is spliced from 9 exons.
ACCACCCGGAUACCGUCUCCGAACAGGCGACACCUGACUUCACCUCCGACAGCGUCAGCUAUUCCGGCGCUUUCUUCGUCUUUUAAUUACCCUCACAAAAGUUUAUUUGCGCUUGUCUCCUCCGACACACAUUGACACGGAGUCAGCUCGAGUCGUCCUCUGAAGGAGAAUGUCAGAUUUCGACAGCAACCCGUUCGCUGACCCGAACGCAAGCAACCCGUUUCAGGAUCCGUCGGUGACACAAGUGAGAGCUGCGGCUCCCCCGGGCUUAGAGGAGUAUAAUCCCUUCACAGAGGUCAAACCGGCGCCUGCAGGGAUGGCGCCGAAGACCGGGGGCACUGCGGCCAACGUGCAGCCCGCCAUCAUGAAGCCCACAGAGGAGCCUCCGGCCUACUCGCAGGCUCAGCCCCAGCCUCAGCAGCAGACGCGAGCGGCCGCCGAGCUGCUGAAGAGGCAGGAGGAGCUGGAGAAGAAGGCCGCCGAGCUGGACCGCCGGGAGAGGGAGAUGCAGUCGCUCAGCGCUUCAGGAGGCAGGAAAAACAACUGGCCCCCCCUGCCGGAGCAGUUCCCCGUGGGCCCCUGUUUCUACCACGACAUCACCGUGGACAUCCCCGUAGAGUUCCAGAAGACGGUCAAAAUCAUGUACUACCUCUGGAUGUUUCACGCCGGGACGCUGCUGGCGAACCUGAUCGGCUGCCUGGCCUGGUUCUGCAUCGACGCCGCCCGCGGCGUGGACUUCGGCCUCGCCAUCCUCUGGCUGCUGCUCUUCACGCCGUGUUCCUUCGUCUGCUGGUACCGGCCGCUCUACGGGGCCUUCAGGAGCGACAGCUCCUUCAGAUUCUUCAUUUUCUUCUUCGUCUACAUCUGUCAGUUCGGCAUCUACGUCAUCCAGUGCAUCGGCAUCUCCGGCUGGGGAGCCAGCGGGUGGAUCUCGGCUCUGACGGCCCUGAACAGAAGCGUCCCGGUGGGAAUCAUCAUGAUCAUGGUGGCUGCUCUCUUCACCUCGCUGGCCGUCAUGUCCCUCAUCAUGUUCAAGAAGGUCCACGCCAUGUACCGCACCACGGGCGCCAGCUUCGAGAAGGCGCAGCAGGAGUUCGCCACGGGCGUCAUGUCCAACAAGACGGUCCAGACGGCCGCCGCGAACGCCGCCUCCAGGGCCGCGCAGGAAUCCUUCAAGGAGCAGAUCUGAUCUUGCCCACCCUCUCUCUCUCUCUCUCUCUCUCUCUCUCUCCGUCCAGCCUUUCUUCAUGCCUCCUCUCCAGAAACGAUCUUCUGGGACGUUCUCUCAGCUCCUCUUACUUUCUGUGUGUGUGUGUGUGAGUUUGGCCAAGUACAUGAAUGUGUGCCUUUUCUAAACGUGGCCUGCAUGUCCCGCUGCAGACGGAUUGUAACGUAGCCGGGCGGGUCGUCUGUCUCUGGCUCCAUAAACCACUUCGGGCGUUUCUUGUGCGCGAGUCGAGUCUUCUGCGUCUGAGCCUUCAUUCGAUCCCCCAACCUCAUCCCCACUCCUUCGUUUUAAUCCUAAUUUAUUACACUAGAAAUGUAAGUCGACUUCUCAGGUCAUGCACGUGUAGCAGGACUGCAUGACUUUACACUACUGCCCCCUGGUGGAGGAUUGUUGUAUUGCUAAAGAUGAAUGCUGUGCAUUCCACUUCACUGCCUCCUUGCCUUCUACCUUUUUUUUUUUUUUUUUUUCUUGCUUGGUUAAAAUUGGGUUUUAGAAAAGUACACAAAAAAAAAAUCUCCAAAUGAUGAAUCCUGCUGUUUUUCGGGCGUUAUGUGAUGUUUUCUUGAGCCUCGCCACCAGAUUCCUGCGGUUUAAAAAAAGACAGUCCCAAACUGUGGCUGGAUCUAAUCAAAUUAAACAUGUUUAUUGUUCCCAAAAUCACACCGAGCUGCACUUUAAAUCCAGCUAUUUGUUUUUGUCAAUAUCAGGAAAAUCUCUCAUCGCCUUCCUGCUCUUCAGCAAAUAUAGUUCAUUCAUAUUUACUCGUAUACACACACACACACACACCAGCCGAGUUCUGCUUCGUUUCCACACACAGCCUGCCUUUUUGUGUCUUCUCCUCAGCGUGACGUGACGGAACGGCGCUAAACCAUGAGCGAUCCACUACAUACAGACGCAUGUUUAUACAGGUCAAAGUACGUAAGUUGUUUCCGGCUUUUGUCAGUGCUGGAGAUUUACCUCAGCUUCUACUCAGGACACACUAGCUCACGUGACGAGGUUCAAUUAAGGUUGUGAAAGAACAUAUCCUGCAGCGUCUGGCUGUCCCCGCUUUUAAGAACAAGAUAAAGAUGAACUGACUACAAGAAGUUAAUAAUGAAUUAUUCUGCUUGUAUAUUUGGUCGUUUACCAAAAACUGUAGGUUGAUCAUCGCUGAACUCCUGUAAAAUGUUUUUUUUUUUUCUUUAAACGAUCAGAUUUGAAGUAUUUUCACCGCUUGAACCGUCUUUGAAUGCAUCUCUUUGUUUUCAGGCCGCAGAGAGGUUUCGGUUUCUGUCUGAAUGAGUCUCGCGCUGAAGCCGGUUUGGCCUUUUGUGUCGUGCGCAAAUGUUCAUAGAAGGAAUUUUAGCCUUUAAAGUCUUAAUCUGUGUGCAGAGCAGAGUCUGGGAUCCUUCUGCAACGCGCCUCGGUUUAACUCUCUAUACUUGUAUUUCUUUCCCCGCUCACGCCGGUGCAGUUUGCACGCUUAAUUCCAGUUCCAUGCACGGCAGCAUGACAUUCUGUCUGAGAAAGAAUCAAUCACACUGACGUCGCUGCUGUUGUUUUAGACUGAAAUGAUUGAAAUGAAGACGAGGCGUGGGGCAAUGUGAACCGUCGGGCGCAUUUCUGACAAACCGUGGCUUUACAAUCACGUGGUAGAAACACACUGGAAAUUCCAAUGAGUCGCUCAUGCACAUCUCUCAUGAUUAAAUUUUGAUUGAAUUAUCAAGGAAAAAUAUAUAUUAAGGGAUGUUUGUAUAUUUUGUACGAUUUACAGAUGGUUGGAUAUUUGGUCAAAAUCUUUUUCUUUUUUUUUCGGUGUAGUUUUACGAUGCACUCUGGGUUCACUACAGAAGCAUGUUGAGCAGUUUCAGUUUUGUAUAUUUAUUAUAUUAACACUAAAUAAAGUUCUUCUUCC